AUUUACUGUCCGCCUGGACGAGUGCCGGCCCAAAGAUAAGAGCAGGAGGGAGGAGAGGAUGUGGAGCUGAACUCGCUGCUGUUCAGCACUUUUCCAAGUUCAGGAGCGACUUGGUUUCCUCAGACAGCUCCCUUAGCUCUGCUCUGAAGAGCCUGAACCUCAGAUGAAUGGGAGGAAGUGCUGCUGGCUGACUUUUUCCUCCCACAAAGACGCACUUCCUCCCAGCUCUGCUGUCCCCACUCAUCAGCGGCCGCAGGACACACGGAGGAGCAGCAGAGGAACAUGAAGGCCCUGGUUCUGCUUCUGCUUCUGGGAUCCAGCUGUGUCUGCACGACUUCCUUUCCCAGUUUUUCUUCAUUUAUGCAUGUACCAGAGGAGUUAUCCAGCAGUCCAGUCAGAACCAACACAAAUGACCCAUUGCCAAACACCAACAGAGCCCUGGGAACCACCCAACGCAUUAACAUCUCCGACAUCCACAGUUCAUCAGCUCAUGGAGCUUCAGCCCAUAGAGACACCACCAAACCUUCGGAUUUACUUCCAGAUGAUACAUCCUCUGUCUCAGAGCUUUUUUAUCCAAACACAGACCAAACUGUUUUAUCCAGUGUUGAUGUGUCAACCUCAGACCAGUUAAAUGGUCAUACUGUUCCAUCUGGUCCAAGUGUGUCCACCACUGACCAAUUAGAGGCUCACAAUGCCUUAUCUACCACAGGUGUGUCCACCCCCAAUCAGUUGAAUGUCCACACCGUGUCAUCUGGUCCAGGUGUGUCCACCCCCAAUCAGUUGAAUGUCCACACCGUGUCAUCUGGUCCAGGUGUGUCCACCCCCAAUCAGUUGAAUGUCCACACCGUGUCAUCUGGUCCAGGUGUGUCCACCCCAAUCAGUGUGUCCACCCCCAAUCAGUUGAAUGUCCACACCGUGUCAUCUGGUCCAGGUGUGUCCACCCCCAAUCAGUUGAAUGUCCACACCGUGUCAUCUGGUCCAGGUGUGUCCACCCCCAAUCAGUUGAAUGUCCACACCGUGUCAUCUGGUCCAGGUGUGUCCACCCCCAAUCAGUUGAAUGUCCUCACCGUGUCAUCUGGUCCAGGUGUGUCCACCCCCAAUCAGUUGAAUGUCCACACCGUGUCAUCUGGUCCAGGUGUUUCCACCACCAAUCAGUUGAAUGUCCACACUGUGUCAUCUGGUCCAGGUGUUUCCACCACCAAUCAGUUGAAUGUCCACACCGUGUCAUCUGGUCCAGGUGUUUCCACCACCAAUCAGUUGAAUGUCCACACCGUGUCAUCUGGUCCAGGUGUGUCCACCCCCAAUCAGUUGAAUGUCCUCACCGUGUCAUCUGGUCCAGGUGUGUCCACCCCCAAUCAGUGUGUCCACCACUGA
Gambusia affinis (western mosquitofish) is the source of this 1374-nucleotide messenger RNA. RefSeq names its product beta/gamma crystallin domain-containing protein 2-like. The coding region runs from base 283 to 1374 and encodes 363 amino acids. The transcript has 6 exons. The record is from RefSeq and is a predicted model, not a curated record. NCBI's taxonomy places the organism in Eukaryota, Metazoa, Chordata, Actinopteri, Cyprinodontiformes, Poeciliidae.